ACAUCACAAGUCAUUCCUCAUUCGUGGCACUAGACCAAUCGCGAGUGAAAAAUGAGCAGCGGCGGCGGCAUUGGGUGCUCGGGGAGCGGUGACGGCGACGGUGGCAUGGUGGCGCCGUUCGUGGCUAAGACGUACGCGAUGGUGGACGACCCGGCGACGGACGCCGUGGUCGCGUGGGGGCCGGCCAGCAACAGCUUCGUCGUCGCCGACCCCUUCGCCUUCUCGCGCGCGCUGCUCCCGGCCCACUUCAAGCACGCCAACUUCUCCAGCUUCGUCCGGCAGCUCAACACCUACGGCUUCCGCAAGGUGGACCCGGACCGCUGGGAGUUCGCGCACGCCUGCUUCCUCCGCGGCCAGACGCACCUCCUGCCCCGCAUCGUCCGGCGCCGGAGCGGCGGCAAGCGUGGCAAGGAAGACGCCGACGAGGAGGAUGAAGACAUCAGCAGCAAGAUGCUAGCCAUGGAGGUGAUCCGGCUGAAGGAGGAGCAGCGGGCCACCGAGGACCGCUUGGCGGCGAUGUGGCGCCGGGUGCAGGACGCCGAGCGCCGGCCCAAGCUGAUGCUCGCCUUCCUCCUCAAGGUAGUGGGCGACCCCGACGUGCUGCGCCGCCUCGUAGGCAACUCGGGUAGCGACGCCGGAUUAUUCCCAGGCGAGCGCACGGACGCCAAGAGGCCGCGGCUGCUUCUCGACGGGGAGGUCCAGGUGGGCAAGAAGAAGAUGCGCGCCGACGGCGACGGGAUGUUGCGCGGCAUCAACCGGCAGGAGGCCUUCGUGCGGGAACCCAGGGUCGACUUCACUGGGUUCUACACCGGAGACGACGGGUUCAGCGACGUGCCGGUGGUGGACGACCCGCCGUACGCUUUCAGUGUGGACAGCGGCUACUGAUCAAGUACCUGCCUGUUGGUUCGGCUCGUGUUGCUAUCUCCGGCUGUCCGCCGACACGUCUGUGUACUGUACGUAAUACAUAGAGAGUUUUUGUUUUUCUAGAUGGCGCGGUAGGCGUACUUUGUGGCAAACUACUUUGUUUUUUUAGAAAAGGGGGACAUCCCCGGCAUACGGCCAUCUUUAUUAGCAAGAAAAUAGGGUCAAUAAUAGUCUUAAAAUCUCAAAAGCUGCUCACAAAGAGCUAAGGAAUAAAAAUAAAAGCCACAACCGGCUGGCAAAAGAAGGAUAGGAAAA
Molecule: messenger RNA, 1179 nt
Organism: Aegilops tauschii subsp. strangulata
Lineage: Eukaryota; Viridiplantae; Streptophyta; Magnoliopsida; Poales; Poaceae
Product: heat stress transcription factor C-2a-like
Biological process (GO): cellular response to heat; regulation of transcription by RNA polymerase II
Cellular component (GO): nucleus
Molecular function (GO): DNA-binding transcription factor activity; RNA polymerase II cis-regulatory region sequence-specific DNA binding
Source: RefSeq, a predicted model, not a curated record